Messenger RNA from Aspergillus clavatus NRRL 1, 1125 nucleotides. RefSeq names its product transcription factor IIF subunit TFG2. The record is from RefSeq and is a predicted model, not a curated record. Gene Ontology annotation, cellular component: transcription factor TFIIF complex. NCBI's taxonomy places the organism in Eukaryota, Fungi, Ascomycota, Eurotiomycetes, Eurotiales, Aspergillaceae. Gene Ontology annotation, biological process: transcription by RNA polymerase II; transcription initiation at RNA polymerase II promoter. The transcript has 4 exons. The coding region runs from base 1 to 1125 and encodes 374 amino acids.
AUGUUCGCUCAAGUCAAGCAGGAGCCAGACGCCCCGACGCCUUACAUCAAACCGGACCCUGACAACAAAGACGCGGUUCUCGAGGAUAUCGACGAAGACAUUUUUGACGAUGAUGGGGAUUUGGACUUUACGAACGCCGCACAGAACGUGUGGCUGUCACGUAUUCCCCGCACACUCUGGGAACAUUGGGCGAGCCUCGACGACGAUGAAGAGAUUCAGAUUGGAACAAUGAGAAUAGAGGGGAAACCGAACGAUAUCAAACGGGUCAGCUUGCGUAUCAACGAACGAGAAGAUAACCACGAUAUUCCUAAGGACUACAUUCUGCAGCGCCAGACCAUCGAUACUGGAACUAUAACAUCACAUGCAACACAAAACACAUAUUUAUUCACAGAGAAGGAUCUGCCCGGUCAUGAGAACCGCAUGGUGGUUUUUGGCGAAGCCCGGUCAGCGCUGUACGAAGCUAUGAAGCGCGAUGCGAGGAAAAAAGAGCGCAAGAAGAAAUGGGAGCCCUACGUUAGAAAGACAAUACCGAAACAAACCGCUCUCGUGGGCGGUGUCAAUGAGGAGUUCAACUGCCUUCCAGUCGAAAACGAGGAAUUCCGACUGCUAUCGGAAAAGAAGGCCCUCGAGGCUCUCAAACCGAAACGCGAGACUGUCUUCAUUGACAAGGUGCCAGGCAAGCUUCUCCGUGCGAGAAAUGCGCUGCCGGGAGACAAGGGUGCCUUCGUGCAAGCUGCGAAAACAGCCAAGGCGAAAACGCAAGAAAACAAGACCACCCGUAUGCCCCAGAACGAGCUUUUGGAUCUUAUCUACCAGUGCUUCCGCGAAUACAAGUAUUGGCCAUUUAAGACCCUCAAGGCGCGACUUCAACAGCCAGAGGCGUAUCUCAAGCAGACUCUGGAGAUGGUUGCGCACCUGGUCAAGUCCGGCGAUUUUGCCAUGACCUGGGAACUGAAACCCGAGGCGGUGGAAAGCACCUACGCGAAUGCGAUGUCCUACGGCAAUGCGAAAGAGGAGCUUCCUCCCGGGACUGAUUACAACUUUGACGAGGGCUCCGAAGAAGAUGCCAAUGCUUCCGGCAUGGUUACAGAUAACGAUGAGAUGCAAUUUGAAACUGUUGUCUAG